Molecule: messenger RNA, 7525 nt
Organism: Cephus cinctus (wheat stem sawfly)
Lineage: Eukaryota; Metazoa; Arthropoda; Insecta; Hymenoptera; Cephidae
Gene: Ndae1
Product: sodium bicarbonate cotransporter 3
Exons: 23
Coding region: 1642-5466 (1274 amino acids)
Biological process (GO): bicarbonate transport; regulation of intracellular pH; transmembrane transport
Cellular component (GO): plasma membrane
Molecular function (GO): sodium:bicarbonate symporter activity; solute:inorganic anion antiporter activity; monoatomic anion transmembrane transporter activity
Source: RefSeq, a predicted model, not a curated record
AUUUCGCGGCACGAAGUACACGGGAAUGUCGCGUCUAUUUAUCUUCGUUCAACACCAGAAUAGUAAAAAGCGCAUUCAUUGUAUCAGUCUUUACCACACAUGAAAUCUUAUCAUUUCACGUCUACCAAUCAAGACCGGAUGCUCAUUUUAACACAAUUGGUUUAAUCGGUUUUAAAUCAGUGUUAACAUGUUUAACAUUUCACGAUACAUAAUAACCAACCAUCUGAAUGACUAUUAAAUCAUAGUUAAAUAAAAUUUGAUCUCAUUUAGAGCUAAAAGUAAAAAGUGGAGUGCGGAGAAGUAAAACGUUUGCCAUGUGAGGUUAGAUUCAACGUGUAAUGAAAUCGUCCCGCGAGUGAGUCUAACGAGGGCAAACACCUCUCGUGGAAUCCUUGGCCUAAGAGGAUCUUUAACCGGAGCCAGACGGCGCGACGCUAUUAGACACUAGAACCCCAUGCCAUACAUAACGGCAACCCCCUGCACCGAUAAAGUCAAGUUUACUCAACUACUCAACCCCCAUGGGUCAAAUAGCUUUUAAAAAAGAAAGUGAAACGAGGACGAUUCGAAAAAUCUCUACAAUCGUCAGACCAACCUACGCAGGUCAUCGAUCCUCAGAUUCUCCGGUCUAUAACCACAUCUCCCUUCUUGAGAAAAGUGCAACUCGUUCCCUCAUAGACACUCCUCUUCAAUCCUUCUUACUCUCCAUCUCCCUCUCUCUCUUUCUCUCUCACAAAAUUUUCUCCACACCAAUCGUGCCUUUAAUAGUGAAUCCAGUGCUGCACCUAAAGUCCCGAUGAAAAACAACGUGCGGAGGACCGAGAGUAAAUGGUACGUGAGAAAGGGACGGCAUACGAACGAUCGUGCGAAUCGCGCUGGACUUUCCCUUGUGGCGCGAAGAGAAAGCAACGCGGAGGGGUUGGACGCCUCAUCCACAGAGAUCAAUACCGGCACGUAAACCGCCUAUGAGCCUUUUGGGCGAGCAGUGCUCUCGCGCCGCGGCCACGCACCAGACCCAUCAGACCCACCAGACCCACCAGACACCUAAUAACACACGGGGGACGUACGCGACGGUGUGUGGUGCCAGCUCGUCCUUACCCAUCGUUAAUCGCCUCGACAACUCCUCUGGAGAAGCGAUGCCAGUAGAAGCUGCUGUUCGUCCGAGGAGAUACUGUCGGAGAGAGUUCUUUCAUAUAUUUGCAAACACCCGACCGCUCUUAAUCGUACUCAGAUUGUGAGUUGAUCCAGAGAAUAAAUUAAUCCUGAAGACAAAUAUUCUGCGUAUGCUGGUCACAUCGGAUGGGGAGUGGCUGUGAUCAUUGUUGAUUCUCUUGUAACGAUAAAUUCGUAUGCAAUGACAGCAGUUGGCUGUACGCAUGUGACUAUGGCUUAACGUGCAUUCCUUUCUUUUCUGUAACUCAUAUUCUCUAAAUAGUCAACUAAUCUAAGCCGAUGCUAGUCGCGCUGGGCAUCCUAACAAUGCGACACUUGUUUUAUGCUUGAAAUAUUUUUCGGCCGGCGGUGCAAUUCUGAAAGUUAGGCUAUACGCCACAUGUGAUUCGUUGGAAGUUACUGGAGGACCAUCUUCGUCGGGGAGACUCGGGACGGGAUUUCACAGCGAGCCAGUUCGUCACAGGACCCUGGAUGCAGCCAAGAGCCAGAGGCGUCGGAACCGUCGGAGGUCCUGGAGGUCCUGGAGGCGUCAGAUCUCCCAGAGGAGGAGCAGUGCACAGUAGCCAAGCAUCAGGAGGAGUACCCGACGAUGAGGCUUCCAAGGACCCAGGUGCACGGAUCACUCAUCAAUCCUUCUCCGAGAAGGAUUACGAGGGUCAUAGGGCACACACGGUUUACGUCGGGGUACAUCUUCCUGGGGAACGACGACAUCGUCGACAUCACAAGCACCACCCCUCGCGACAGUCCUCUCUCGACAACCAGGAUGACGUCGGCAUCGAUCGGCCUGGACAAUUGUUGGUGCCGCGAAGGGGUCGUCUUGCUAGCAUCUGCGACCAAGAUGGCGAGACGCUAUUCACACCACCAGCUCAGAGGGUCCAGUUCAUCCUUGGCGAAGAAGUCGGCGACGAUGCACACGAAUCCCAUCCUCUCUUCUCCGAGAUGGAGGAGCUCGUCAAAGAUGGCGACGAGAUGGAAUGGAAGGAGACGGCCAGAUGGAUCAAAUUCGAAGAAGACGUCGAGGAGGGUGGGAAUCGCUGGAGCAAACCCCACGUGGCUACCUUAUCCCUGCAUUCUCUCUUUGAACUGAGGAGUCUCUUGCUCAAUGGAACCGUAAUGCUAGACAUGGAGGCGUCCAGUCUGGAGCAGAUUGCUGACCUCGUCCUGGACAACAUCAUCAGCAAAGGUUCUUUGCCACUCGAAUCAAGGGACAAGGUCCGGGAGGCUCUUCUCGUGAGACAUCGACAUCAGCACGAGAGACGCAAGGACAACAAUAUGUCGAGACUUCCCAUAAUCAGAUCUCUAGCCGAGAUUGGACGAAAUCAUUCGUCAUCGAAGAAUUGUGACUGUUCAUGUGGUAUGCAUGCCUUGUUGACAUCAGAUUUGCAGGAGCGUCGCAGCGCCGAUGACGCAUACGCGCCGGUCGCGUCCAACGUCGCUCGCAGCACCAGCUGCCCUAAUUCCAAUACGGCCCUUCUCUCGAAAGAGGCCGUGCACCAAUCAGGCCCUUAUCUUCUGGUUCCAGUGGAGGAAUCGAAUUCCGCCCCUGCGAUCGCCGGAUCGGCAAGUCAGGGCGCUGCUGCAGGACUGAACUCCGGCGGCCGCUUCCUUGCUAUUCCUGGCAACCUUGGCCAGGAACCAUCGAAUGGAAUGGACCGUAGCCCCAGCAGCAUCUCCAUCAGCAGAAACCACAGCUCAACCGGGUUAGAGAAUGGCGACAUCAAUCACAAAGGCAAUACACAUUUCAUGCGAAAAAUACCACCUGGGGCGGAAGCCAGUAAUAUUCUGGUGGGUGAGGUCGAUUUUCUAGACAAGACCUUGUCCGCCUUUAUCCGCUUAAGCCAAGCUGGUAUUAUGGGGGAUUUGACGGAGGUGCCAGUGCCAACGAGAUUUAUCUUUGUGCUUCUUGGACCAACGGGUGGCAUCUCAGGAUUCCAUGAGAUUGGACGCGCCAUGGCGACUUUGAUGUCUGAUGAGGUAUUUCAUGACGUGGCUUACAAGGCCAAGAACAGGAACCACCUUUUGGCAGGUGUUGACGAAUUCCUUGAUGCAGUCACCGUGCUGCCACCUGGCGAGUGGGAUCCAACUAUUAGAAUAGAACCUCCAGCAGCCAUACCUUCUCAGGACAUAAGAAAGAGGCCAAAGGAAGAGAAACCAAAGGAGGAAUUCGACGAGGAGGCCGACGAACAAAAACUCCGGGAGGAAUCUGGACUUUCGAGAACCGGAAAGCUCUUCGGCGGACUGAUCAAUGACAUUAAGAGAAAAGCUCCGUUUUAUGUGUCCGAUUUCAAAGAUGCUCUGGCACUUCAAUGCGUAGCCUCCUUCAUUUUUCUCUAUUUCGCGUGCCUUUCGCCCAUCAUCACCUUCGGAGGACUCCUCAGCGAAGCCACUGGAAAGCACAUGGCGGCCAUGGAGUCCUUGGUCUCUGGAUUUGUCUGCGGAAUCGGUUACGGAUUCUUCUCCGGACAGCCUCUCACCAUUCUGGGCUCGACCGGACCCGUUCUCGUCUUCGAGACGAUAGUCUACGAGUUCUGCAAGAGUGCCGAUUGGAACUACAUGUCGUUUCGCUUUUGGAUCGGCACGUGGAUCGCUGUGAUCCUGAUGCUUCUGGUUGCCAUCGACGCCAGUGCGUUUGUUUGCUACAUAACGCGUUUUACAGAGGAAAAUUUUGCUACCCUUAUCGCCUUUAUAUUUAUUUACAAGGCUGUGGAAAAUGUUCUCUCCAUUGGAAAGAAGUAUCCCAUAAACACUCAUGGGGACGAAAUCUUGAAUUACGAUUGCUGGUGCAAACCACCGAAUCAGACCUAUUCGUCGAGCUACGAAAAUAUUAAUUGGACGUCCUUGGAUCAAAUUGGUUGUCAGAAUUACAACGGUACUCUGGAGGGUGGAGGCUGCGGUACGCCCCACUAUGUACCCGAUGUGUUCCUCAUGUCAAUUAUUUUAUUCAUGGGCACCUUCCUGCUCUCCGUCGAACUGAAGGACUUUAAGAACGCACUGUUUUUCCCGUCUAAGGUGCGCCAAAUCGUGAGCGACUUUGCAGUUAUAAUCGCCAUUUUUUCCAUGACCAUUUUGGACAAUGUCGUGGGUAUUUCUACACCAAAAUUGGAGGUUCCCGUAGAGUUCAAGCCAACGCUCGAAGGUCGCGGAUGGAUGAUCUGGCCGUUCCAGGAGAAUCCAUGGUGGAGCGCGAUAGUAGCUUGUCUACCAGCUCUACUCGGCACCAUAUUGAUUUUCAUGGAUCAACAAAUCACCGCAGUGAUCGUCAACAGGAAGGAAAACAAAUUAAAAAAAGGAUGCGGUUACCACUUGGAUCUAUUCGUGUUGGCCAUCUUGAUCGAAGUGUGUUCGGUGAUGGGUCUACCGUGGUUCGUGGCAGCAACUGUCCUUUCCAUUAAUCACGUGAAUUCAUUGAAACUGGAGUCGGAGUGCGCGGCUCCUGGAGAGAAGCCGCAAUUCCUUGGAGUCCGCGAACAGCGAGUCACUCACAUUCUAAUAUUCCUAAUGAUCGGCUGUUCUGUGCUUCUAACGCCAAUGCUGAAGCACAUACCGAUGCCGGUUCUCUUUGGUGUCUUCCUGUACAUGGGUGUAGCGUCGCUCAAGGGACUUCAGUUCUUUGAUAGGAUUCUUAUAAUGUUAAUGCCAGUCAAGUAUCAACCGGAUUAUAUGUUCCUGCGACAAGUUCCCCUAAAACGCGUUCACAUGUUCACAAUAAUACAACUGACCUGCCUCGCGUGUCUUUGGAUAAUCAAGUCAUUCAGCAUCACUUCAAUUCUCUUCCCCUUAAUGCUGGUGGUGAUGAUCGGCAUUCGAAAAUCUUUGGAUCUCGUGUUCACUCAACGAGAACUGAAAAUUCUGGACGACGUGAUGCCGGAGCCCAGCAAGAAGCACGCGGAUGACCUUCGCCAGCUGGAGAGUGGCGAGGAUCCAAACGAAUCCCUUGGCUUCGGACCCUCGGGCAAUCUACAGAUCCCCCUGGCCAAUGGGAACAUCAUGAAGAUCCCUCUGACCAGUAUCAACAUUAGCGAAGAGGUUAACAAGACCGGAAUUUGGCAGCAGGUCAACGAAGGCAAUAGCUCCGAGAAGUCGAACCAACCUAAAAUGAUUAACGUUGGCAAGCCAAAGAAGCAUCCAAAGAAGGAAGGUUCCUUAUUGGCUGACGAGAUGACGAGGCUCACUACGAUGACCGAGGAAGACGAGGAUGACGGUGGGAUCUCUAUUAAGGUUGACUUAAUUCGAUCGAAGGAGACUUCUAGCUCACUCAAGGCGAAUGGCACUACUUCCGCCGAGACUUCCGUUUAACGAGCGACGUCCAACGAGCCUUAGGCAGACUUAGGCGGGUAGGUCUGCGAACGCUUAGGUCUAUUAUAGAUAUUAGAAUAGAAAUCGCCAGGGAAUUUUAUACCACGUUUAUUUAAUUGCCAUCCGAACAUUUCUGCUGGCGUUCACGUCCGGCAAUUCGGUAAUUCGUUGAACGCCGUGUGGACGUUUUUCCUGCGUACAUCCGUGGGUGCAUGGAUGCGUGGAUGGAGAGGGAUUUAAGAAAGAGGAAAUUGAAAAAAAAAUUGAAAAAGAUAAAUUAAGCUAAUCGUAACGGUACGUCGAAUCUUAGUGUCAUUGGUAACAUUUUAAAUGAUAACAGAACAAUAUAUUUUGGUGUCUGUAUUACGUCUAGUGGCUUUGCUAUUGAAGUCUUUUUGAGACGGUCGACGGGAUGAGGACCAGUCGACUGCGUGGAAUUUUAAUGAAAUUUCGAUGCUUAUUAGUGAUCGAGUCAGAGGGAGAGGAAGAAGCAGAGAGAGAGAUAAAUAUGCCGAUUUUUGGUAAACGUUUUACACGAAUUUGCUUACUGUCAAGCAGAAAGAUUAUUAGGAAUUAUCGUAUUAGGUAAAUCGUGACAGACAUACUUAAUGACUGUUCAAUAGAAGAAUUUUUAACUUAAAAGAAAAUAGGAAUUGCCUCUGGUAAUUGACUUCUGACCGGCCAAUGUCGCAUUGUCAACGUAAACGAAUCGAUCUUCUUUAUCGACCAUUGGAAAAACGCACACAAGACUCGACGUCGUCGAAAUGUUCUAUUUUCACGUAAUUUUCACGAUUCAGACCAGUAUCGUUAACCAAGAAGGAGACUAAGAUCGGUGAAACAAAAUUGAAUCGACUGUUCGUCCUGCCGGUCCAGUACCUUGGCUCGGAUUGUGUUAGUAAAUCGAGAAGAUUGAAAAAAAAUGCCAAAGGAACCCCGUUUUAAGAAUUUUGAGUCUCGUGACCAUUUUGCAAGACCACGCCCACUUCCACUUUUUCAUGAGCUUUGCGAACGCGGAUACUCCAGUCCUUCGGAUAUUGACGAGCGUGUGUGUUUUUUUGAGCGUGCGUGUAUAUUUAAGAAUGCGUGUGUGUGCUUACGAACGUUAUAAAUGUACAUGGAAUAUAUGUAUAAUUGAAAUCAACUUGUUCGUAGCUUAUUGUUAAUUAAAAAGUGCAUCACUGUCAGAAGGUAUACCGGGUGACUAAAAGCAAAAGUGUGUGUAAACAUAGAAUUUUCGGCCAGUUUUACUUUUGCUUCUAGUCAGGCGAUGCGAAUCAUUAAGAAAUUUUAAUUGGUGGCGAUAAAAAAAAUUAUUUAGAAAAUAACGGCAGAAAGUGGCUACUCGUUUAAAAGUUUUCUGACAACGGAAAGUAAUUGCUGUUCGUUAUCGUAAGUGUAAGUGAUAUUUAAAAAUAAUAAAUACCGCUCGCCACUCGAAUCAAGGGUCAUUGACACUGAAAUCCAGCUGACGAUCCACGUUAUUUGUGAUGCAAUUUAUCUUAUCGAGGGUAUUUUAUACACGUGUAAUCUGACGUAAUCACGCGCGCUUAAGAUUGUCUGUUAAAGAUGUUAAAAAUGUUGAUUAUUCGUAUAGCUAAGAGGAAUUUGCCAAUAAAGCGAAUGCACUGCUGAGUGUAGAUGCUGCAGCUUGGAUGCUGCGGACUUUGUAGUAUUAUUUGGUUGUGAUUACUUAGCUGAUCAGUCGAAAUCGUUGCGGAUGAAGGAAAGAGGGGAAAUUAGAAUCAGGAAAAAAAAGGGAGAAACUCUUGAAGACAACUUCAGGGGGAAACCCUCGAGAAGCGUUAUGGAGCCUAUUGCCGAGCUAAUAUCUAUGUAAUUUUGAACGUGACUAUACCUCAGCUAGAUUUUUUACUUUUUUUUUGGAAUCUGCUUAAUAUUGAAAUUGAUAAUUUUUUUUUUAUAAAAAAAAAGAUUUGUAGGUCAGCUGCGAUAUAAUCACGUUCCAAAGUUAUUACUCUGUACCACUGUAAAUACAUAAGUCAGUGUGUAGAUUAGCCGGAAUAUGUUAUUAAUAAACGAUCAUUAAUACUAAAGGAAA